Messenger RNA from Akanthomyces muscarius, 1914 nucleotides. RefSeq lists its product as uncharacterized. Gene Ontology annotation, cellular component: nucleus. NCBI's taxonomy places the organism in Eukaryota, Fungi, Ascomycota, Sordariomycetes, Hypocreales, Cordycipitaceae. The transcript is spliced from 9 exons. Gene Ontology annotation, biological process: regulation of DNA-templated transcription; DNA-templated transcription. Gene Ontology annotation, molecular function: DNA-binding transcription factor activity, RNA polymerase II-specific; DNA binding; zinc ion binding. Bases 1 to 1914 code for a protein of 637 amino acids. The record is from RefSeq and is a predicted model, not a curated record.
AUGCCAGUGUGCGCAAAUUGCAAACGGCUUGAUGUAUCAUGCGAAUAUAUACAGCACAAGAAUAAACCAGGGAUGAGAAGCGGAAUUGUUGACCGGCUCACUCGUCGUAUUGAGGAGCUCGAACAAAAGUUGCAUGACGAAGAAAAUUCGAAAAAACGAUCCCUCGACGUUUCUCCUGCCUGCCAGUCAGUUCAAGGCAAAGCAGCACUAAAUACUGCCCAAACCCCAGAGAUGAGCGCAGAUUUGCGUGGUCUUUCUACGCAAAUUCAGAAUCUCAGUUCAAAUAUUGAAAAGAUAUUCUCGGAAACGGAGCUCGAGGAGACAAUCGAAUAUGCGAUGACCAAAGUUAUCCUUGCAUCCAACACUACCGUCUCCGUUGAGAGCCUGCAGUCACUCAUUGUCGUUGCCUUUACCCUUCUUGUAAACGGCGAACAUGCCAAAGCUUGGCCCAUUAUUGGCUCGCUCACGAGGAGUAUCGAAUACCUACAACUAAGCGUUGAGGAGCGAGAGCAAGAAGCCCAUACAGCCUUAUUAAGUCCGUAUCUUUUGCCCCUGUCGAAAGACUGGGUUGAAGAAGAAGAGCGGCGUCGAGUGUUUUGGAAUGUUUUCAUAUUGGACCGAAUAUGCUCCGCCACAGCCGGAUAUCGGGUUGCUCUGACAGGAGACAAUACUUGGCGUCGUCUACCAUUGUGUGGUACGCUAUGGAACACCGAAAAUUUCGCAGUUUCGCCAUACCUCGGCAUCUGGGAUAAGUCGACUGGAAAAAUUGACAGCUCAAUCGCCUUUCUGCCUCAGCACUAUCCAAGUCCCGAGCAGUCUACCACGGUGAGCACGGACUGCGCCGAGGGCAUAAAUUUGGAUACAGUUGGGGCUUUUGCAUAUUAUAUUGAGGCUCUAGAAUCACUCACCCGAGUUGAUCUGUAUUUUCUACGGCAAAAGGUUGAUUUUAGGAACCGCGAGGAACUGUCCAGCUGGCUUACCCGCUUCAAAGAGCUUGACAUGCGUCUGGUUCAUUGGAAAAUGUUUCUCCCAACAAAGUGGAAAGAUCCUGAGGUUCCGCCGGAGGAAACCGGCAGGUUGGAUCCCAACAUGACGCUCGCCCACAUCACGCACAACACUUCCACGAUUCUCCUCCAUCAACGUAUCGGCUACCCAGAGGAGCAAUUGGUGAAUGUUAAGCUGCCAACUUUCUUCAGUGCGGAAACCUGCCGACUGGCAGCAGGGGAAAUCGCGAAUAUUGCUAGGAAGUAUCUUGCUUCCUCGUCUCAGCUUAUGCCCCUUUCACCGCAGUUCUGCUUCUGUCUCUGCAUAAGCGGAAGGGCGCUUCUUGUGCAUUCCCAGUACUACGGCCCAAAAUUGGACUCCAACUUCUGGGUGCUGGUAGAAGCCUUGGACGAAGCUGCUCGACGCUGCCACAAUUCUAGCCAACGUGGCCCUUCCCUCGCAAAAUUAUUUGCAGAUCAGCUACGCCAAGUCCAUAACCAACUUAAAGAAAACCCAGACUCCAAGAUCCAUUUGUUCGACUCUUUUGGCGGUGCGCAUAAACAAAGUACAAGACAAAGUCAGGGCGCCGCGGCAUGUUUCCCUGCUCAGAGAUUAGGAGAUGCAUCAUUGUCCUUUGGCGACACAUCUAAGCGAAAACAAAAUUUCCUUCAAGGCAAUAGGGCGGAGCAUACACCGUUACUGAACUUGCCUUCUCCUGCAUGUCCCACGAGCAACUCUGUCGAGAACAAAGAUAGAGCGGAACCAACUGCUCGUCCAAAGUCAUCAUCAAACUUCACGAAGCCUCCUCCGCCGAUGGAAUGUGGUCCAUUGACCGAAGAUAGUCUCUCUGGUAUACUUGAAGAGUUGGGGGAUGCAGCGUUUAUGGAUAUGGAUCGAGUUAUAUCAUUCUUGGAUCUAGAAUAUUCCUAA